Mycosarcoma maydis (corn smut) is the source of this 1011-nucleotide messenger RNA. RefSeq names its product putative Lipase B precursor. NCBI's taxonomy places the organism in Eukaryota, Fungi, Basidiomycota, Ustilaginomycetes, Ustilaginales. The transcript has a single exon. The record is from RefSeq and is a predicted model, not a curated record. The coding region runs from base 1 to 1011 and encodes 336 amino acids.
AUGAAGACAACUUCGGUCAUCUCCGCGUUGGUGACACUCGCCUCCAUCAUCAGGGCUGCACCGCUCGCCAGUUCCGAUCCCGCCUUUUCCACGCCCAAAGCUACGCUGGAUGCGGGGCUUGAGUGUCAAACUGGCUCUCCCUCUUCGCAGACCAAGCCGAUUCUUCUGGUUCCGGGAACCGGCGCCAAUGGCACCCAGACGUUCGACUCGAGCUGGAUCCCUCUCUCGGCCAAGCUCGGCUUCUCUCCCUGUUGGAUUUCUCCUCCGCCCUUUAUGCUCAACGAUUCCCAGGUGAAUGUCGAGUACAUCGUCAACGCGGUUCAGACACUCUACGCCGGUUCUGGUUCGAAAAAGGUGCCCGUGCUCACGUGGUCGCAAGGUGGCCUCGCCACGCAGUGGGCACUCACGUUCUUCCCGAGCAUCCGAAACCAGGUGGAUCGAUUGAUGGCUUUCGCCCCGGACUACAAGGGAACCAUCGAGGCGGGACUUCUCUCGACGUUCGGAUUGGCGAGUCAGUCGGUUUGGCAGCAACAGGCAGGUUCGGCGUUUGUGACUGCGCUCAAGAAUGCGGGUGGUCUGACCAGCUUCGUUCCCACGACGAACCUCUACUCGUUCUUCGACGAGAUUGUGCAGCCACAAGUGUUCAACUCGGACGCGGAUUCGAGCUACUUGGGAAACUCGAAGAACAUUCAGGCGCAGACGGUGUGCGGUGGAUUUUUCGUCAUCGACCACGCUGGCUCGUUGACUUCUCAGUUUUCGUAUGUCGUCGGCAAGUCGGCUCUUACUUCAAGCAGUGGUGUGGCCAACAGCGCCGAUUACAGCAGCAAGGACUGCAAGGCUUCUCCCGCAGAUGACUUGAGCGCUAAGCAGAAAGCCGACGCCAGCGCACUGCUAUUCGUCGCCGCUGGUAACCUGCUAGCGGGUCCCAAGCAGAACUGCGAGCCGGAUCUCAAGCCCUAUGCUAGACAGUUCGCCGUCGGCAAAAAGACGUGCUCUGGAACGAUCAAUUGA